This is a messenger RNA of Pyricularia oryzae 70-15, 1749 nucleotides long. RefSeq names its product DNA-directed RNA polymerase II subunit RPB3. The transcript is spliced from 2 exons. Gene Ontology annotation, biological process: DNA-templated transcription. Gene Ontology annotation, cellular component: RNA polymerase II, core complex. Gene Ontology annotation, molecular function: DNA-directed RNA polymerase activity; protein dimerization activity. NCBI's taxonomy places the organism in Eukaryota, Fungi, Ascomycota, Sordariomycetes, Magnaporthales, Pyriculariaceae. The coding region runs from base 335 to 1327 and encodes 330 amino acids. The record is from RefSeq and is a predicted model, not a curated record.
UUUCACCCACACACCGGGGCGUGUGUGUGACUGCAUGCCACACCAUACCUUGUUCCGCCGCGACUUUGACUUUGAAGCUACAGGAGCGCGACGACCCCAAAAAUUCCGUCUUAUUCUUCUGUCACUUAAAUUGCCAUCCGUCAAACUCACCCCGCUGCCACCCCCGUUUCCAGGAAGCAGUCAUUGCGCGAAAAGUACGGAAAGCUCUUGUAAACACGGUUGGUCUGCCCUGUUUUAACAGAGCGAGGCCGCGCGUGAGACGAGCCAUUUCACGAUCUAUUAAAUCGCGAUCUCAAAUAUAAUUAUCUCUUUAAUCGUCGCCGUCGCCGCUACCAUGGACUACAGCACCGGUUAUGAAAACACCGACGAGCUUGGUGCCGUCGUCAAGAUAUUUCAUGCCGAUUCUGUGCAUGUAAACUUCGAGCUCAGCAAUGUCGAUUUGUCAUUAGCCAAUUCCAUCCGCCGCGUCAUGCUCGCCGAGAUUCCGACAGUAGCAAUAGACAACUGCGAGAUCAAAGAGAACACGAGCGUCUUGGCCGACGAGUUCAUCGCUCAUCGCCUCGGUCUCGUUCCCCUUUCCGCCCGCGGCGCCAGCGAACUGGUCUACGCCCGUGACUGUGACUGCGAGCAGUACUGUGAAAACUGCUCCGUCAUCAUCACGAUCCACGCAAAAUGCGAAAGCGAGGAUCCCAACUACGUCAUGAAGGUGUACGCGCGCGACAUGGUCGUCGACGGCCGGCGGGUUAACCAAUCGGUCGGAACCCCCGUCAUCACAGAUCCGGAUGGACUCGGUGUCAUCCUGUUCAAACUUCGAAGAAAUCAAGAGGUGCAUAUUCGCUGCGUAGCGAAGAAGGGAAUCGCCAAGGAGCAUGCCAAAUGGUGUCCGGCUACGGCCAUUGGCUUCGAGUACGACCCUCACAACAAGCUGAGACAUUUGGAUCUCUGGUAUGAGAGUAACGCCAAGGAGGAGUGGCCGUUGAGUGAGAAUGCGAUCCGCGAGCCCCCACCGCAGGAGGGAGAACCCUUUGACUACGAUGCUGUUCCGAAUCGCUUCUACUUUGAUGUGGAGACCUGUGGCGCUCUCGACCCCGACGUUAUAGUACAGGAGGGCCUCAGAGUCCUGCAGGAGAAGCUUGCUAACCUUGUCAUGCUGAUCGAAAAGACCGACGAGUCCAAAGGAAUGGGUGGCGAUGCGGACUACGACAUGGGCGGUGGCGCAGGAGGCGACUGGGGUGGCUACAAUACAGUGUACGGCGGCGCUCAUGGGGACCAGACUGCUUACGGAAAUGACCCGUAUGGUGGUGGCUCAACCUCCUAUGGGCACUAGAGUGAACAGGUUCAUUUCUGUGUCAUAUAUUGAAUCUGUGGCAUGUGUCUUCUCUGGGUCUGCACAAACUGGCGUCUGUCUCGUUGAACUCUCAUCGGGACAUUGGGUCAAAAGUUAAAGAGCAGAACCUCUAUGGUGGAGCUCUCAUUCUGGGGCGUUUUGGCGUUCAUGAUCAGGGUGUCCUUUCCCAUCACUGUCUCAAAUCUGGCGGUCAGGUGGCGGCUUGUAAAGUUGGUGGUUUUUCGGCAUUUUGGACCUUUUUAUAUCGCAACCUAGGUCCAUGGCGCACUGACCAAUUCUUUCCGCUUUUAAACGGCGAUAGUCAUUUGUUUCACUGGUUCAAUGUCGAUGCUCUAUUUGCUGACUUUUCUAUAUUGGUAACGUAAGACCAAAGUAAAUGACCAAACAAUAGUCUGAAUUCA